UUAUGGGGUGCUAAUGUAAUUAUUGGAUUUUCAGGGAAAGUGUUGAUCUAUUGGUUAGGCACAGAGCCAUUUCUUUACAUAGCAGAUCCAGAAUUUCUGAAGCAGAUGUCUUCAGACAUAAAAGGUAAAAGCUGGGGCAAACCCACUGUUUUCAAGAAUGACAGAGAGCCCAUGUUUGGCAAUGGUCUCGUUAUGGUCGAAGGCGAAGACUGGGUUCGUCAUCGCCACGUCAUCACUCCCGCCUUUUCCCCUGCCAACUUAAAGGCUAUGUCGAGCCUAAUGGUGGAUUCCGCGACGAAAAUGCUCGACAGGUGGGCCCUACUAAUAAACUCCGGAAAGCCGGAAAUCGACGCGGAGAGCGAAAUAAUCGGGACGGCGGGAGAAAUAAUAGCGAAAACGAGCUUCGGCAUAAGCUACGAAAACGGAAGGAAAGUGUUCGAAAAACUACGGGACCUCCAAAUGGCGCUCUUCAGAACCAACCGCUACGUAGGUGUGCCCUACGGGAAGUUCUUGAACCCUAAAAAGAAUCUGAAAGCCAAAGCGCUCGGUGAAGAAGUCAACGAGCUCCUCCGCUCCAUAAUCGUCGAACGGAGCAACAAACAGAAAGAAACGGGUUCGCCGGAAAAGGACCUACUCGGGUUGCUACUGGCGGAAGAUGGGCGGAAAAAGAGGGCGUUGAGCACCAAGGAGCUGGUGGAUGAGUGCAAGACAUUUUUCUUUGGGGGACACGAAACGACAGCGUUGGCGCUGACGUGGACAUUGCUCCUACUGGCGGAGCACCCCGAGUGGCAGAGGGAGCUUAGGGAGGAGAUUAAGGAGGUUAUGGGAGGAGAAGGGCCGGACAAUUUUGAUGCAUCAAUGGUUGCUGGACUAAAGAAGAUGGGAUGGGUGAUGAAUGAAGUUUUACGAUUAUACCCUCCGGCACCGAACGUACAGAGGCAAGCAAGGCAAGACAUUCGAGUGGGGGAUACAGUAAUUCCAAACGGGACCAACAUGUGGAUCGACGUAGUGUCGAUGCACCACGACGAGAGCCUUUGGGGCAAAGACGUAAAUGAGUUCAAACCGGAGAGAUUCAAGGAAGAUGUAUUGUACGGAGGGUGCAAUCACAAGAUGGGUUACUUGCCAUUUGGAUUUGGAGGGAGAAUGUGUGUUGGUAGGAACUUGACAAACAUGGAGUACAAAAUUGUGCUAACCCUAAUCCUCUCUAGGUUUUCGUUUUCCCCAUCGCCUAAUUACUCUCAUGCCCCUUGCAUCAUGCUCUCCCUCAGGCCUAUGCAUGGCCUCCCUCUCAUUUUUAAACCUCUACAAUAA
Erythranthe guttata (spotted monkey flower) is the source of this 1311-nucleotide messenger RNA. The record is from RefSeq and is a predicted model, not a curated record. Lineage: Eukaryota; Viridiplantae; Streptophyta; Magnoliopsida; Lamiales; Phrymaceae.